UUCAUGCGUCCCUCCCCUCUUCCCGGAGUUUAAGCAAACAAAAAUUACUGGCGUUCUUCGCUUCGCUCAAGGAUUUCCAAACCCUUCGAUCCCUCUCGCCCUCUGCCGAUGCCAUCUUCUCCUCGCGCUGCAUCGAUUCAUCCGGCGAAAAGGCGGCGGGAGGUACUGUACCGAUCGAGGGCCCGGAAGAAGCAUAAGCGGCUCGAUGCCAUCCGCGACUCACCCACCGCCUCCUAUAUCGUCCAUCGCAAGCCCGCCGACGAUGAAGACACCAUCCUCCGUCGCAGUUCCCGCGUGCGUCGCGCUCCUGUUCUGCUGGACUCGUCUCCCGUCCCCUCAACGCGUAGGAAGAGGCUUAUGGAUCUCGAUACUACCAACGGUGGUGGUGAGAUGAAGAAAGGAAAGUGGAAGGGGAAAUUAGAGCCUGUUUCCCAGUUGGCUACUUCGCUGGUGGAAGAAGAGAGCUGGAAGUCAAGGUUGCGGGAUAGGGUUGGGAAGGGAAGGGAAAAGUCGUUAUCUUUGUUGAGUAAGUCUGCAGUGCCAUUGGUGGUAGAGGAUGAUGCUGCAGCGCAUAGUUCGGUCAGGAGAAGUUGGAGACGGAAAAAAGGUUCUACUCAUGACGUAUCAGCAGCUGUUAACCAAGCUGGUAACAAAGAUGAGACCUUGCCGCUGUUGUACGAAGGCUACGCUAGUAGCCCACCUACAGAGAGAACUUCUCCGGUAGAUGUUGUUGGAGUGACUGUGGAUGCUCAGCUUGGCAUUGAGCAAGCGAAGAUAUUGGAGAGUGCUGAAAGAGCUGUAGGGCUUGUUGAAGAUGCUGAAUGUGUAAACUCAAAUGUCCAUGACGGAGGACCUCAUUAUGCAGAUGUGGUGGAGGAUACUCUUCCUCGACAAUCCUGGGAAACAGAGGAGCAUGUUUCCGAAGAUCAUGAACCUAUUCAACAUGACAAGCAUCACGAGUGUUUUGAUACUGUGGAGAGAGAGGGUGUUUUGAAGGAUAACAUCCAGGAAAGUGAGCAUUUUGUGAAGGAUAAUGAUCAAAGAGUUUCUUUGUCAGAUGAGAAGAUUGCAGGCUUCAGAAUAAAAGAAGGAAGGAGGUGUGGUUUGUGCGGGUGUGGGAGUGAUGGGAAGCCUCCAAAAAAGCUGGCCCAGGAAUCUUUUGAUAGUGAAAAUGAGGCCUAUGAAGGAUCUACAGCUUCAGAGGAACCUAAUUACAAUGUCUGGGAUGGAUUUGGAGAUGAACUAGGAUGGCUUGGCAAGCUUUUGGGCCCUAUUGUUGAUCGUUUUGGCAUUGCUCGUGUUUGGGUUCACCUACAUUGUGCUGUUUGGAGUCCAGAGGUCUACUUUGCUGGGCUGGGAUGCUUGAAGAAUGUUAGAGCAGCGCUAUGCAGGGGCAGGGCAUUAAAAUGUAGUCGUUGAAGCCCGGGAGCCACCAUUGGCUGCCGUGUUGAUCGGUGCCCCAAAACCUACCACUUGCCUUGCAGCCGUGUAGAGGGUUGCAUAUUUGAUCAUCGUAAAUUUCUCAUAGCAUGCAGCGAUCAUCGCCGUUUCUUCCAGCCACAUGGAAAUAAACAUUCACUUCAAAUAAGAAAAAUGAAAGAUAAAAAAAAUAGGUUGGAUCUCCGAAAAGCCGCAAAUGAAGCCCGGAGAAAGGAUUUAGAGGCCGAAGAGAAGUGGUUAGAACAUUGCGGAGAGGACGAAGAGUUCCUAAAAAGGGAAGGCAAAAGACUUCACCGAGACAUCUUAAGAAUUGCACCAAUCUACAUUGGCGGUUCUUCUGAAAAUGAAAAUCUUUUCCAGGGUUGGGAAUCUGUGGCAGGUCUAGAAAAUGUCAUUCAAUGCAUGAAGGAAGUAGUUCUGUUACCUCUUUUAUAUCCAGAGUUCUUUGCUAAUCUGGGUAUGAACCCUCCAAGAGGAGUUCUUCUUCAUGGCUAUCCCGGUACUGGGAAGACUCAUGUUGUUCGAGCUUUAAUUGGUGCCUGCUCUCGUGGUGAUAAAAGAAUAGCAUAUUUUUCACGCAAAGGUGCUGAUUGUUUGGGAAAGUAUGUGGGUGAUGCUGAGCGUCAAUUAAGGUUACUUUUCCAGGUAGCGGAGCGGUCUCAGCCAUCUAUAAUAUUUUUUGAUGAGAUUGAUGGUUUAGCUCCACGUCGAUCGAAGCAGCAGGAUCAGACACAUAGUUCUGUUGUGUCCACACUGCUUUCGUUGCUUGAUGGCUUGAAAUCUCGUGGCUCAGUUAUCGUAAUAGGUGCUACAAAUCGUCCUGAUGCUGUUGAUCCUGCACUAAGGAGACCUGGGAGAUUUGACCGUGAGAUAUAUUUUCCUCUGCCUUCAGAGAAGGAUAGAUCUUCUAUUCUCGCUCUUCAUACUCGAAAUUGGCCAAAACCUUUGUCUGGAUCUCUACUAUCAUGGAUUGCAAAUCAAACUGUUGGUUAUGCUGGUGCUGACAUACAAGCUCUUUGUACUCAAGCUGUCAUGCAUGCUUUAAAAAGGAAUUGUGGUUUGCAACAAAUUCUCUCUUCUGCUGCUCGGGGUUCAAUUCAAGGGAAGCUUCCUUGUCUACCAUUGUUUAAGGUGGAGGAAAGGGACUGGUUGGCAGCUCUCACAUUGGCACCUCCUCCAUGUUCUCGAAGGGAAGCAGGAAUAGCUGUAAAUGAUAUAGUUGCAUCGCCUCUUCCUGUCCAUCUGAUCUCAUGUCUUUUACUGCCACUAGCACAUUUACUUGUCUAUCUUUAUAUUGAUGAACAAAUAUGGCUACCUCCUAUGAUUUUUAAGGCGUUAAAGUCCAUUAAAAAUGCCAUAGUUUUGGCUUUGGAGCAAAAGUGUGUGCCCGUGGCAUUUUGGUGGUCACACCUCGAUUAUUUGAUUCAGGAGCCUUUUAUUGCUGAAAAAUUUGAAACUAAACUUGCUCAGUAUGGUCUUGUAAUGGGUUCAUCAGGAUUCAAUAAUCCUGUUCUAUUGGAAGAGGUGGAUGAUGAAUCUGUUGAAAAUGAGAGUUUUGAUUCCUCUGGAAUGAAAACUUUUGGUUCUUAUGUGGAUGAGAAGUUAAUGCAAAAGAGUUUCCCUCGGGUUGGAAAAUCCCAAGGAUUUCGGACUCUGAUAUUCGGGCCUCCAAGGUCUGGCCAACAACAUCUCGCUAGUUGUAUUCUCCAAGGAUUCACUGGGCAUGUAGAAAUUCGGAAGGUUACUUUGGCUACCAUCUCACAAGAGGGGCAUGGCGAUAUGAUUCAUGGACUAACACAAAUUCUAUUGAAAUGCCUGGAUGUUGGUCGGUGCAUAAUCUACAUGCCUAGAAUAGAUUUAUGGGCUAUUGAGGUUGCAGACCGGAGCGCAAGUGAGAGACAAGUCAAUUCUGAGAGAAGUCAGUCCAUAACAGAAAAUCUUACCACCAGGAGGGAAGUUACUUCUGAAUUAUGGAACUCAUUGGUUGAGCAGGUAGAUUCUGCCGUUACUGCUGCAUCAUUAACUAUCCUGGCUACUUGUGAAGCGGAAAUGACUGUCCUUCCGAUCGGUUUAAUGCGUUUUUUUUCACGGAAUGUACGCGGUUACGCCGUUUCCACUCUAAAAGAUUGCACAAUACCAAGAUUUUUUCUCCACAUUGAUGGAAAGCUCAAUCUUGAGCGGGUAAUCAAUUCGGCUGCGGAAAAACUAUCAUAUGAUCUUAUCCAGCAUUAUGUUACACUAUUGCAUGAAAGAACUCAUAUGAGACAUUCUGGAAAUAUACAUGAGGGCUCUCAUGCAAACAUUAAUUUGGAAGCUAAUAAACAAUGUUCUCACCAUGCGGUUGUCACUCAAGAAGUAGAAGUUCAAAAAGCAAAUGCUAGAAAUACUGCUGUUUCAUGCAACAGGUCAUUGGAGUCGGAACAAAUUGCUUCAAAUAGUGGAGCUUCUUGCAUACAUGACCAAACUUUUCAACGACCAAACGGUAUGGAAAACCCGCUUGUUUGCGCUCCGCCUUAUGGUUUGCAAGAUUCAUUUCCAAAAAUCAGUAAAGGUUUGAAGGGAAAUGUACUUUUAGCAGUUGUAAUGUUUGGUUAUCAGAUUCUUAGGUAUCCACAAUAUGCUGAGCUUGUUUGGGUGACAUCAAAAUUGAAAGGAGGUCCUUGCGCCGAUGUAAGUGGGCCAUGGAAGCGUUGGCCUUUUAAUACUUGUGAGGUUCAUUCAGAGUGCUGGCCUGAAAAGAGGGUCUCCGGAAUGAACCCUUGUAAUAAUGUUAACGAUACGGAGCCUCCUGGUGUUGUUAGAGGCUUAAUUGCUGUGGGUUUAUUGGCAUAUCGAGGCUUUUAUACAUCGGUGAGCGAAGUAUCUGCUGAUGUUAGGAAGGUAUUAGAGCUAUUGGUUGGACAAAUACGUGAGAAGUUGGGUAACAGAAAAGACAGAUAUCCCUAUUUCAGAGUUUUGUCACAAGUGGCUUACCUAGAUGACAUGGUGAACAGCUGGGCAUACAUGCUUCAGAGUUUACAUGCAGAUAAUAACACAGCAGAUGUAAACUCCAAAACAUUGGGUGCUAAGAAGUUGCAAGCAGAUAAUGCCAAUACUGGGGGCGCCGGCAGUGCUAAUGACCAAUCGAGCAUACGACUCCUUGACAAAAGCUGCAACAUGGCUUCAGAUAUUUCUUCUCAAGGAUUUGUUGCUCAUAAUGGUGAAAUUUCAGUCAUUUGUAAAGAGCUUGGUGAUUGUAUGUCAACUAAAUCAGAUACUGAUAUCAUAUUAGAUGUUCUGAAUAACUUCAGUCAACCUUCCUUGGCUUCUGAAGAACUGACUGAUGGUCUUAAACCUUCUGGAUUAGUGUGUUCUGCAGUAGGCGACAGAUCGAACACUGCGGACCAAAUUCCUGAUUUAGCAGCAGCUAAAAAUGAUCACACCUCGAAGGCUAAUGGGUGCGAUCAUGGCUGUCAAAUGUUGCUCACCAAGUCUUUUGAAAGUGGAACUAGCAGAAGAUGCAAUAUGGGGAGCAUUCCUAAUGAGUUGGGUGAUGCUCCCUGCUCUCCUUUCCAAGAGAAUGAAAAUAUUUCCAUGGCUGCAUGCCUGUACGGCUGCUGCUCAAAUUGUGUGAACACGAUAAAUGUGAUGGCUCGUAAAAUGAUCUCCGUUUUCUUGAAAUCAAAUGGAUGUAGCUCCGUGGAUGACGUCCACGACGUUAUAACAUCUCGUUCUCUAAAUAUUUUGUCAUCGUUUAGGAAAUAUUUCAUUUCUGAAAGUAGUUCCAAUUUGGAAGAAAUUUGUAGAAGGAGACUACAUUGUCAAACCAAAGAAGAUUGCAAUGAUAGUUUUGAGAGAUUGACAUGCCAUUGUAAAGCUUUAGAGAAGAUAGAACUUUUACCAGUAGAGUGCGGCAGCCAUACGAGGAUGGAGGACGAUACCGCAUCAGCAAAUUCUGGUAACUGUUCUUCAUCUCACUCUAAAUUAACAUAUUUCUUCAGAGAUGGUGUACUUGUACCUUUGGUACCUAACAAUGAUCCUGAGCUCCAUUGUAAUUAUGAGAAGAUGUGUGUUUGCUCAGUUGUAAUGAUAUUACGGACAAUUAAACAAACAUUUGAUUGAUGACAUGCAGAUCCAAUGUUCCUUUUAGUUUAAAGAAAAUUAAUUUUAUAUUAUGUGGUAAUUUUCACUUUCUGAUGCUCAAUGAU
This is a messenger RNA of Phalaenopsis equestris, 5627 nucleotides long. RefSeq lists its product as uncharacterized. NCBI's taxonomy places the organism in Eukaryota, Viridiplantae, Streptophyta, Magnoliopsida, Asparagales, Orchidaceae. Gene Ontology annotation, molecular function: ATP hydrolysis activity; ATP binding; histone binding. The record is from RefSeq and is a predicted model, not a curated record. Gene Ontology annotation, biological process: positive regulation of transcription by RNA polymerase II. Gene Ontology annotation, cellular component: nucleus.